This is a messenger RNA of Suillus fuscotomentosus, 987 nucleotides long. RefSeq lists its product as uncharacterized. Bases 1 to 987 code for a protein of 328 amino acids. The record is from RefSeq and is a predicted model, not a curated record. Lineage: Eukaryota; Fungi; Basidiomycota; Agaricomycetes; Boletales; Suillaceae. The transcript has 4 exons.
AUGAUUGCUUAUCAUAAGCAGAAUGAGGCCCAUAAUUCAGAUGUCCAGCUACUCAACUGUCGUCUUAUUCAACGCUGCGUGAAUUCUCUCAGUCGAGAGCAGGAGUUCAGUGCUCCAGAAGUUGUAUCUUAUCUUGUUGGAUGGGGUGAUCGAUAUGUGUCUCAUCACUUUGAGACUAUACAUUGGAGUUCUGUCACUUCACUUCUCAAGAAGACUUAUCUGCAAUUAUCACAUGUCAUACAGCAUACUCCUGAAGGUGGAACUGUUGAUGUCAGUGAUCGUUCACCACAGGCAAGUGACAUUGAAUAUGCUGUUCUAGAAAUACAUGAAGGCUCGAUACGACUGCAAGAUCAAAUUCAUGAAUACAUCGACUGUUCUACUGAACUAGAAGGUUUUAAUUAUCUCAAAUAUUUCUUGAACACUUAUGAUCUUCGUACGCACUCAUCAAACUCUGAUCUUGUACCAAAGAGGAGCGACACAAGUAUCCAUCUCUCUUAUAAGGAAGAGAUCAGUCAUGCAGGACAUGUUCACACUCUUCGCCAAGACAAUCACGAAACCAUUCCACACAUUCCAGGUCCAUGGUUUCCUCAUGCCGAUGAUCCUGCAAGUCAUUCUUUCUAUUGUGCUUUGAUUCCCGCCCUUCUUAAACCUUGGAGGAAUAUUAUGCAGUUAAAAGAGGCUGACGAAAAUUUUCUGACUGAUGAAGAAGAAGGUAACAUCAAUUCCAUUACUGAGGAAUCAAUCACAGAUGAAGACAUCAUGCGUGCUGCUAAUGGCACAUUUGGUUCUCGAGAAAGGGUAUAUGCUGAUGUGGCUAUGAACAUUGCAGAGGAGUAUCGCUUCUUUGAGCGAAAUGCUGAAGAAAACCUGGUGAUCAAUGAAUUAGCCAAUGUUGUCACAGAUCAACAAUGGGCUGAUUAUCUUCAGUGGGAUAACAUUAUCCAUAAUGAACCUGAUGCACAGGAUAUUUCUGCUAUGGAUGUUUGA